CUUUGCUGGUAUCCAAGUGAAGACGUGUUUUUUGGGGGGGAACUGGUCGUUUCAUCACAGAGAGGCUGAAUACUUUUAGCUUCAGCCACUUUCUGGCGGGUUGGAGGUUUAUUUUGUUGCUGUUCUGCAGGAAGACAAACACCAAGGAAGCGAAGAAGAAAUGGCGCAGAGAAAGAAUUCCAAAAGUCACUCUAAAAAAGAGGGAAAGACGGCUCCUCCGGAGCAGAAGAACGGGAAGAGGAGCGACGGAGGAGCUGCAGGAGGAGGUGCAAAGUUCUCCGUGUUCACCUGGGUGGUGGUUCUGGCCCUGCUGGGCGUGUGGAGCUCCAUGGCUGUGGUCUACUUCGACAUCGUGGACUACGACAACGUCAUCGCGAGGGCUCAGGAGUUCCGCUGGAACUUUUCUGAAGUUCUGCAAGGGAAACUAGCUGCCUACGACACGGACAACGACGGAGACUUUGACGUGGAGGACGCCAAAGUUCUGCUCGGAGAGACUUCAGAAGGAUCUGAAAAAAACACGACCAAAGCUCAAACUUCAAGUCAUCCACACCGAGGCGUGAAGCUGCGUGCGGCUCUGAGAAAUGAGCUGAGGCUGAUUCACGAGAAGAUGGAGGCCAAAAGGAUUGCUAGGAUUGCUCUGGCCGAGAUCCGGGCACUCCUAGCUGAGGAGGAUGAAAAGAGGGAGGUAGCUUGGGCUCAGAAGAUGAAAGACCUUGAAGUGGCACGGCUUAAGAUGGAGGCUGAGUUGGUAGAGAAGGAAAGACUGGAAAAGGAGAAAGCUGUCGAGCAGGAAAAGCUGGAAAAGGAAAGACUGGAGAGGGAGCAGAAGGAAAGACAAGAAAGGGAGAGGGCAGAAAAGGAACGAUUGGAGAGGGAGAAGGAGGAGAAGGAGGAAAAGGAGAGAUUGGAGAGACAGGAGAAGGAAAGACUGGAGAGGGAGAGACAGGAGAAGGAAAGACUGGAGAGGGAGAGACAGGAGAAG
This is a messenger RNA of Cyprinodon variegatus (sheepshead minnow), 982 nucleotides long. RefSeq names its product stress response protein NST1-like. Gene Ontology annotation, molecular function: peptidyl-aspartic acid 3-dioxygenase activity. The transcript is spliced from 6 exons. Gene Ontology annotation, cellular component: endoplasmic reticulum; membrane. Lineage: Eukaryota; Metazoa; Chordata; Actinopteri; Cyprinodontiformes; Cyprinodontidae. The annotation marks the transcript as partial. The record is from RefSeq and is a predicted model, not a curated record. Gene Ontology annotation, biological process: peptidyl-aspartic acid hydroxylation.